Molecule: messenger RNA, 1551 nt
Organism: Penaeus vannamei (Pacific white shrimp)
Lineage: Eukaryota; Metazoa; Arthropoda; Malacostraca; Decapoda; Penaeidae
Source: RefSeq, a predicted model, not a curated record
AUGUUCCGAUAUAUUGUUGUCCUACCACCACCCGCGGAUCACACCGUCACGCCGGCACACGAUCGCUUCAUUCAUACGUGGUUCUUGUUACUACCACGAGCGUAUUCCAUGGCUGUGUUUAGAAGUCCAAAAAUGUUCUCUUCAGUAUUUUCCUGCAACAAUAGUGUUGCUUACUUACUCUAUGUUCUAUGUGGCUUCCCGAUUUUAAGACACCGAUUGGUGUCGCCUAAACAGCAUCCCAUAAGUCCACCGCGGAGCAACGCACGCGAACUGGGACUUCUAAAUGAAUGCCAAUCAGCACAGCGGCGGGCAGGGACCAACUGCGCCAACUGCAAGACGACCACAACGACGCUCUGGCGACGGAACCAGAACGGAGAACCAGUAUGCAACGCCUGUGGACUCUACUACAAACUGCAUAAUGUGAAUCGGCCGCUCACCAUGAAGAAGGAGGGCAUCCAGACGCGGAACCGGAAGCUCAGCUCCAAGUCGAAGAAGAAGAAGGGCAUGCUAGGCUUCCCCGACAUGCUGAAGCCUCUGGACAAGGGCGGCUUCGGCGGCUUCGGCACGGGCGGCUCCGGCUUCGGCUCCAUGUCCCACUACAUGUACGGCGGCCAGAUGCACGGCUCCUCCAUGGCAGGCGGCUUCAUGUCGGCGCCGCCCAUGCACGGGAUGUCCGCCAUGUCGGGCGUGGGGCUCGGCUUCUCCUCCACCUCCCAGAUCCAAAUCCCUUCUAGCUUAAGCCUUCAGCCUCCAGUGAAUGGAUGGCGCUCGGACUACGCAUGACCUGACUUGCUCCCAGUGACCUGAUUAUGUCUCGAAAACGAUGUCACAAAUAUCGAAAUGGCACCACUAAUGUCUGAGUGCCUUUGCAACUCCUGGCAUUAACACGGCAGUUUCUCGUACGGUUGAAUCGUGAUUUCGAUUCAGAUGAACGGAUAUUUAUAAUUUUAAGAGAUGCGUUUUUCUGUGGCAAUGUUCAUGUUUAAUCGUGGUUUUGUCUCAAUAUUUUUGGAGAUGAUUUACAGUCAUAUGAUACAAUUUAGAUGAAGUAGACGCAACCCAUAUUUGUAAUAUGUAAGACUUAUAAUCCAAUGCUCCUAAUGACACAAAACACUUCAAAAUGAUUUAGUAAACUUAGAAAGUUCCGAUGUAAACAAGAAAUGAAUUCACGUGACCUGGUAACAAAAAUUAUAGACAACCGGGAAGCGUUACCAUGAAGCACUCUAAUUAUUUUGUGAAGAAUAACAUUCCCAUCAAGACAUAUUUCAACACUAUUAUUGUUAUCACUAUUAUGCAAAUACUAGUAUAUUGGUAAUUGGUUUAUUAUACAUUAAAAUUCAGUGUGCCUGGAACCCGCGCACCAUAGCAUGUGCCAGAGUCCACCCAGGAUAAAAGAGGACCAGUCUUUUGCAUUCAUUUAUUUUUUAUCUAUGAUCUUUUAAGCCUAAUCUUAAACAAUUAAGGAGUAAGCGUGGUAGAAUUCCUUUUUCUAUGAAAGCACAUACAUACAGACGCACGAACUCACCCUAAAGCAAAACCACACACUAUACA